AUGGGGUCGAAUUGCUUCGCGCAGACCUUAAAGUCUCUUCAUAUCCCUUCCCAGCCUCUUAUAUUUGCCAACGUAUGGGACCUAGCCUCUCUGAACCUGGUCUUGUCUCUCAACAGCGAAACCUCGAAACCGGUCAAAGCAACCGCUACCGCUUCAUGGGCCUUCGCCGCUUCUCCAGGCGUGGAAGACGAAGAGCUCACUAUGGAGCAGAAUCUAGCCUCAAUCCGAAACCUUGCUGCAAGGGCUACAUCAGCCGGUUUGCCGCUCUCUGUUGACCUUCAAGAUGGCUAUGGAUUUCGUCUUCGUGAAGCAGUCACCCAAGCGCUCCAAGCUGGAGCUCAUGGUGCCAAUAUUGAAGACAGCAUCCCAGCUCGUGCCCCAGCUGAUGCAGGCCUCCCUGACUUUGUCAUCAACGCCCGUUGUGACGUUUUCGCUUUGAAAGACGUCGCGAAUCUCAACCAUGAAACGCGUAUGAAAGAGUCAGUGAGGCGUGGCAAAGCGUACUUUGAUGCUGGAGCUACGACUGUUUUCUUCUGGCGCGGAUAUGGUGCCGGCUUCACAGAAGCUGAUGUGCAGACACUUGUCAAAGAGCUUGAUGGCCACGUCGCGAUACGCCUAGGUCAGACUCCAGAAGCACUGUCAGUGUCACAGUUGGCCAAGUCAGGGGUUACCAGAAUCGGCAUCGGCCCCAGCCUCUUUCAGAUGGCCAUGGAUGCUGCCAAGAGAUCAGCUCUUAAUUUCCUUGAAGGCGGUCGUUUGGGGGAACUUUAA
Fusarium musae is the source of this 771-nucleotide messenger RNA. RefSeq lists its product as uncharacterized. NCBI's taxonomy places the organism in Eukaryota, Fungi, Ascomycota, Sordariomycetes, Hypocreales, Nectriaceae. The coding region runs from base 1 to 771 and encodes 256 amino acids. The transcript has 2 exons. Gene Ontology annotation, molecular function: catalytic activity. The record is from RefSeq and is a predicted model, not a curated record.